CCCUGGGGCGAGACUACCUGGAUCUACCACGACGGCGAGGACACCAAGAUGAUCGUGGGUGAGGAGAAGAAGUUCCUGCUGCCCUUCUGGCUGCAGGUCAUCUUCAUCUCACUCCUCCUCUGCCUCUCGGGCAUGUUCAGCGGCCUCAACCUGGGCCUCAUGGCCCUGGACCCCAUGGAGCUGCGCAUUGUGCAGAACUGUGGCACGGACAAAGAGAAGAACUAUGCCAAGCGCAUCGAGCCUGUGCGCCGCCAGGGCAACUACCUGCUCUGUUCCCUCCUGCUGGGCAAUGUCCUGGUCAACACCACACUCACCAUCCUGCUGGACGACAUCGCUGGCUCUGGGCUGGUGGCCGUGGUGGUCUCCACCAUCGGUAUCGUCAUCUUCGGCGAGAUCGUGCCGCAGGCCAUUUGUUCUCGGCACGGCCUGGCCGUGGGCGCCAACACCAUCUUCCUCACCAAGUUUUUCAUGAUGAUGACCUUCCCGGCCUCCUACCCCGUCAGCAAGUUGCUGGACUGUGUUCUGGGCCAGGAGAUCGGCACGGUCUACAACCGUGAGAAGUUGUUGGAGAUGCUACGAGUCACCGACCCUUAUAACGACCUAGUCAAGGAGGAGCUCAACAUUAUCCAAGGAGCCCUGGAGCUGCGCACCAAGACAGUGGAGGAUGUGAUGACUCCCCUCCGAGACUGCUUCAUGAUUGCUGCCGAGGCUGUGCUCGACUUCAACACUAUGUCUGAGAUCAUGGAAAGCGGUUAUACCCGCAUACCUGUUUUCGAGGGUGACCGCUCUAACAUUGUGGACCUGCUCUUCGUUAAGGACCUGGCUUUCGUGGACCCCGAUGACUGCAGUCCUCUCAAGACCAUCACCCGCUUCUACAACCAUCCGCUGCACUUUGUCUUCAAUGACACCAAGCUUGAUGCCAUGCUGGAGGAGUUCAAGAAAG
Messenger RNA from Tauraco erythrolophus (red-crested turaco), 943 nucleotides. Lineage: Eukaryota; Metazoa; Chordata; Aves; Musophagiformes; Musophagidae. The record is from RefSeq and is a predicted model, not a curated record.